Monascus purpureus is the source of this 900-nucleotide messenger RNA. NCBI's taxonomy places the organism in Eukaryota, Fungi, Ascomycota, Eurotiomycetes, Eurotiales, Aspergillaceae. The record is from the annotation of a GenBank genome assembly.
AUGCGCGUCUUCAUCACCGGUGCAUCAGGCUUCAUCGGCCAGGCCGUAGUCAACGAGUUCCUAAGCAACGGUCAUCAGGUCCUGGCCCUCGCACGAUCCGACGAAACCGCCGCAUCACUGUCCGCGCUUGACGGCGUUGAAGUCAUCCGGGGCUCCCUCGACGAUCUAGACAGUCUGAAACGCGGCGCCGCCGCGUCGGAUGGCGUGGUCCAUCUGGCCUUCAACCAUGACUUCUCCGACUUCAUCGGCGCCUGCGCGCUGGACAGACGCGCCAUCGCAGCCAUGGGCGAAGCCCUGGCCGGGUCCAACCGUCCUCUCGUUGUGACUUCUGGUACCGGCCUCCUGCCACCUGGUCGCAUGGCGACCGAGGAUGACGGGGCCGAUAUGUCGUCGCCCUUCGGUUCUGCGCGUGGCGAGUCGGAGAAGUUGGCUCUCUCUCUCACGGCGAAGGGCGUGCGGUCGUGCGUCGUGCGUCUGCCCCCUACCAACCACGGAAAGGGGGAUAAGGGGUUUAUCCCUGCGCUCAUCAAUAUCGCCCGCCAGAAGGGCGUGGCCGCGUACAUUGGCGACGGACUGAGCCGCUGGCCUACGACGCACCGGCUCGACACUGCCCGUGCCUUCUAUCUGGCUUUUACCAAGGGGACUGCCGGGUCCGUCUACCAUGUCGUUGCCGUGGAAGGCGUGCCUAUCAAGGAGAUCGCGGAGAUCAUCGGCAAGAAACUGAACUUGCCGGUGGUCAGCAAGAAAUGGGAAGAGGCGCAGGAGCAUUUCGGGUUCCUGGCUUUCCUGCUGUCGACGGACCAUCCAGCUUCCAGUGCGAAGACCAGAGAGGCGUUGGGGUGGAAACCUACGCAUCCGACUCUUAUUGCCGAUCUCGAGGAGGGGUUCUACUUCAGCUGA